AUGGACGAAUAUCUGGCGAAAAAAUACGGCUCUAAACCAAAGAAAACGAAAAAGCGAAAACUGGUGGAAGGCUUGGAUGUGGAUACCGCGCCAAUUACGCAGCGACAGACACAACAGGCCCCUCCACCUCCGCGUGCCAAGGGCGGAUGGAAGACUCUGUCUGGAAAGGCUAUUGAUCCGGUAGAAGAGACGGUCUAUCGAGAUGCCUCGGGAAACAUCAUUUCUGUGGACGACCAGAUCUCCGUGUUACAGCAACGUCAGCAGGAGAAGGAAGCAGCUGAGCGUCGGAAAAAAGAGAACCUGCUAGGUGCAGUUCAAGUGGAGGAGGCCAGGAAACGACAGGCUAAAGAGGAGGCCAUGAAACACACCAAGGUGACUGUGCAUGCUGAUGACAAGGAAUACAAUGAGGAACGUCAGAACCGGGCUAUUUAUGCUGAUCCGGCAGCCAAGUUUGGAAAGGCCACACCCAAGGCUUCGACUACGAGCUCUGGAGGAGCCUUGCCUUCAUACACUGGUUCGUUCCCCUCGAAUCGGUUCAACAUCAAACCAGGGUGUUUAUGGGAUGGCAAUGAUCGCAGCAAUGGAUUCGAGGCCAAGUGGCUAUCGAGACAAGAGGAGAUGAAACGUCAGGCCGAUGUGGAUUAUCAGAAUGAAAUGGACUUUUGA
Yarrowia lipolytica CLIB122 is the source of this 666-nucleotide messenger RNA. RefSeq lists its product as uncharacterized. Gene Ontology annotation, molecular function: RNA binding. NCBI's taxonomy places the organism in Eukaryota, Fungi, Ascomycota, Dipodascomycetes, Dipodascales. The record is from RefSeq and is a predicted model, not a curated record. Gene Ontology annotation, biological process: mRNA splicing, via spliceosome. Gene Ontology annotation, cellular component: RES complex; U2-type spliceosomal complex.